Molecule: messenger RNA, 1792 nt
Organism: Sorghum bicolor (sorghum)
Lineage: Eukaryota; Viridiplantae; Streptophyta; Magnoliopsida; Poales; Poaceae
Exons: 2
Coding region: 68-1522 (484 amino acids)
Biological process (GO): regulation of gene expression
Cellular component (GO): peroxisome
Molecular function (GO): RNA nuclease activity
Source: RefSeq, a predicted model, not a curated record
GGGUUUUAUCCUUCGGCCUGCUAAAGCCCCCGGCAACCCGCCGCCACGGCGAUCUCGCGCCGCCGCCAUGAUCGCCUCGCGCGCCCGCCACCUUCUCCUGAGGGUACGACCCGCCAACCACGGCAUCCUCCUCCGCGGCCCGACCUCCCACGCAUCCGCUCCCGGGUGCGGCGUCGGCGCGCAGCAGCGCCACUACAACCACCUCCACCAGCAGCUGCAGCAGCAGCAGGAGGAGGAGGACGACAGGGAGGAGUCCAAGGCGGUGAAGGUGACGGUGUGGUGGGACUUCGAGAGGUGCCGCCUCCCUCGCGGCGCCAACCCGCGCCACCUCGCCCCGCGCGUCACGGAGGCGCUGCGGCGCGCCGGCAUCCGCGGGCCCGUCGAGAUCACCGCCUUCGGCAACGUCGCAUGCAUCCCGCCCGCCGAGCAGGAGGCGCUUGCCGACACCGGCGUCGCCUUGUCGCACGUCCCUUCCAGUGGAAAGGAUGGUUGUGACCGAUCAUUCAUGUCUGAUCUUAUCUCUUGGGUUGCUCAGAACCCUCCCCCAUCUCAUUUCUUCCUUCUAUCCGGGGAUAAAGACUUUGCAAACAUCCUGCAUCGUCUUAGGAUGAGCAACUAUAACGUAUUGCUUUCUUGCCCUGAUUCUGGCUCCAAGAGGUUACACAGUGCAGCAACAUAUCUGUGGGAAUGGGAGGAUCUAGCUAAAGGGGUGGAUCUCAAACCCAAAUAUUUAAAUCAUCCACCUGAUGGUUUAUCCUCUUCUUGGUAUGGUCGAUGCAGUGAACCUGGUCCUGACUUUCUCCUGAAACCAAAGAAACCCAUGGCUUCACCAAGGAAAACCAAGGAACCUAACAUUCCCAAAUCUGCUGUCGAUGGAAUUAAGAGAGUGCUGCUCUUUUAUCCUCAAGGGAUCAGUGUUUCAGCCCUAAGAAUCGAGCUUCACAGGAUUAAUGUUUCUAUUGAUCUAAGUGCAUUUGGCUUCAAAAGUUUCUCUGCCCUUCUCCGAGCCAUGCCUGAUGUUGUGAAAUUUAUAGAUCCUCUACCAGGUGAUAGAGGUGCAGGUGCUGCUGUGGUUGGUGUCUUCAAGAGAUCAGGGGAUUCUGCAAGUAGCAUUCCAGAAAAAUGCAACAAGGAAGUUAAAAGUGAGGAGCCAUCACCAUGUACAGAAAAGAGAACACUUCAAGCAGAAGUCCCACCAUCCCCAUCAGAUCAGUCAUCUAGAGACAACAGGAAAGCUCCUGGAUUUACUCAACGACCGAAGCCGCCUUCCAAACCUGUGGGAGCUGAUGUUACUCGGGCUGGGGACGUUCCAGCACCACCAUCUGAUGCACCACCUAUAGACCAAAGGAAUGAUGUGGCUGUUGAUCCUGUUAUGCAAACAGAACGACCCGUCAGCUCGAUGGAAGCUGAUAAGGUGAAUGUUGCUGGUGCUCCUUCCUCGUCAGGGGGGCAAGGUAAUAUCAGCAACAAAAGGGGAUUCUUUGAACGCAUAUCAUCCUUAUGGAAUGGCCAAAAGGAUUAGGUUUGAUGGCAUCUCUUGUAAAGCAUCACUGAAUAAGUAGAAUAGAUAAUGUAGAAUAGUUUGUUCAGAGCAGGCGUAGUGAGCGCAGCACAGGAACAUGGUGAGUGUUCGUCUGAAUAUGGUUAGUAUAAGGAAUAACUGGUAUGUGAAGAGCAUUGUAUUUCUUUUUUUUUUUUUUGGUGAGGAAAAGGAUUGUAUUCAUUAUUCACGUAUGUUUUAAGCAAGGUUUAACGUAUGCCAUAAAAAGAGGAUUGCUCAGCGUAUUUUAAA